AUGGUUGCCAAGGAGUUUGGAAGAGAAGUAAUAAGCAUGGACAAGGUGAAGAGAGACGGAGAGGCGCUCAUCGCCGCCGGAGCCGGAGACGAAGAGGAAGAUGACGUGGUGCUCCCGGGGUUCCGGUUCCACCCGACCGACGAGGAGCUCGUCACGUUCUACCUCCGCCGGAAGGUGGCGAGGAAGCCGCUCAGCAUGGAGAUCAUCAAGGAGAUGGACAUCUACAAGCAUGAUCCAUGGGACCUCCCUAAGGCGGGCACGGUUGGUGGAGAGAAGGAAUGGUACUUCUUCUGCCUGAGAGGAAGGAAGUACCGGAACAGCAUCAGGCCCAACAGGGUCACCGGCUCCGGCUUCUGGAAGGCCACCGGCAUCGACCGGCCGAUCUACCCUGCCGCCGCCGCUGGUGGUGCCGCCACCGCAAACCCCGGUGAGUCCAUCGGGCUCAAGAAAUCCCUCGUGUACUACCGCGGCAGCGCCGGCAAGGGCACCAAGACCGACUGGAUGAUGCACGAGUUCCGCCUCCCGCCUGCCGCCGCCGCCACCGACGCCUCACCGAGCAUGCAAGAAGUUGAGGUGUGGACCAUCUGCAGGAUCUUCAAGAGGAACAUCGCCUACAAGAGGCAGCCGCAGCAGCAGCCGGCGUGGAGGCAGCAGGCGGGUAGCAACGCUCCGCCGCCGAUACUGGCGGAGUCCAGCUCCAACACGGGGAGCUUCGAGUCCGACGGCGGCGGGGACGAGUACAUGAACUGCCUGCCGGCGCCAGCCACCGCUCCGGGCCUGCACCGGCAGCAUCAGAUCGGCAGCAUGCUGAACGGAGGAGGUGUCAGUGUCACUGGCAGCAGCAGCUUCUUCAGGGAGGGCGUGCACACCCAGCAGUUCCAGGGGCAGUGGCUGAACCGCUUCCCUGCGCCAGCAGCAAUAGAGCAGAAACCGCAGCUCCUCGAUUCGUCGGCGAUGACCAUCGCGUUCCAUCAGAACGAUCAGAGCGUCGCCGCCACCGCCGUGACGAAUGAUCAGUGCUACAAGGACGGGUAUUGGGACGAGAUUGCAAGGUUCAUGGAGGUCAAUGAUCCAACAGUACUUUACGACUGUAGAUACGCUUGA
Miscanthus lutarioriparius is the source of this 1104-nucleotide messenger RNA. The record is from the annotation of a GenBank genome assembly. NCBI's taxonomy places the organism in Eukaryota, Viridiplantae, Streptophyta, Magnoliopsida, Poales, Poaceae.